This is a messenger RNA of Tachysurus fulvidraco (yellow catfish), 1484 nucleotides long. RefSeq names its product WD repeat and FYVE domain containing 2 (gene wdfy2). The coding region runs from base 103 to 1308 and encodes 401 amino acids. The record is from RefSeq and is a predicted model, not a curated record. Gene Ontology annotation, molecular function: metal ion binding; protein binding. The transcript is spliced from 12 exons. Lineage: Eukaryota; Metazoa; Chordata; Actinopteri; Siluriformes; Bagridae.
CCUCAGAUCACAUACAUACACACACACACACAGAGUUCUGCUGCACACGGUGUGUUGUGUUAUGGUUCCUAAGUAGAAGAGAGAAUUAAACGCUUGUGUCUGAUGGCGGCUGAAGCCCAGUGUCGUCCCCCACAGGACCGGAAGCCCGUCCUGAUCAGUAAGCUGGAGUCGGUACAGGAUGUAGUGAACACGGCUGUGAUCAUCCCUAAGGAGGACGGAGUGAUCAGUGUGUCACAGGACAGGACGGUGCGUGUUUGGCUGAAGAGAGACAGCGGACAGUACUGGCCCAGCAUCUACCACACCAUGCCCGCUCCUUGUUCAUGCAUGUCCUUUAACCCUGAGACCCGAAGGCUUUCAGUUGGGAUGGACAAUGGAGUCAUUUCUGAGUUCACUGUGUCUGAGGACUACAAUAAACUGACCCCAGCUCGGUCCUAUCAGGCUCAUCAGGGAGCAGUGACCCUGGUAUUGUUCGUGUUGGAGAUGGAGUGGGUCCUGAGCACAGGUCAGGAUAAGACCUUCACCUGGCACUGCUCAGAGAGCGGCCAUCAGCUGGGGACUUACAGGACUGCUGCGUGGGUUACUGGACUUCAGUUUGAUGUGGAGACCAGACAUGCUUUUGUAGGGGAUCAGUCAGGUCAGGUGACUAUACUGAAACUGGAACAAGACAACUGCAGUCUGGUCACCACCUUUAAAGGCCACACAGGCAAUGUAACAGCCUUGUGUUGGGAUCCUGUACAGAGGGUCUUAUUUUCUGGAAGCUCAGAUCAUUCCAUCAUUAUGUGGGACAUUGGGGGACGUAAAGGCACAGCCAUCGAAAUGCAGGGACACAAUGACAAGGUACAAGGGCUGUGCUAUGCUCCACACACUCGUCAGCUUAUUUCUUGUGGAGCUGAUGGUGGGAUUGUUGUGUGGAACAUGGACGUCACACGACAAGAGACUCCUGAAUGGCUAGACAGCGACUCUUGUCAGAAAUGCGAGCAGCCGUUCUUUUGGAAUUUUAAACAGAUGUGGGACAGCAAAAAGAUUGGCCUGCGCCAGCAUCACUGCAGGAAGUGCGGGAAAGCCGUGUGUGGGAAGUGCUCAUCCCAGCGCUCCACCAUCCCCCUGAUGGGCUUCGAGUUUGCCGUGCGAGUGUGUGACGAGUGCCACAAAUCCAUCACUGAUGAAGAACGAGCGCCCACAGCGACAUUCCAUGACAGCAAACACACCGUUGUGUACGUUCACUACGAGCCGACGAGGGGCUGGUUGCUGACCUCUGGGACGGACAGGGUCAUCAAGCUAUGGGACAUGACGCCUGUUGUAUCCUAAAGAUCACUACAGCACUUGCAGAGGAUGUCCAGCACUGGCAGAGAAGUUGUAGGAGAUAUCCUGUGUGAGUGUGUGUGUGUGUGUGUGUGUGUGUGUGUAUGUGUAUGUGUGUGUGUGUGUGUGUGUGUGUGUGUGUGUGUGUGAGUGUGUGUGAGUGUGUAUGUGUAUGUAUGUGA